Bolinopsis microptera is the source of this 3691-nucleotide messenger RNA. RefSeq lists its product as uncharacterized. The coding region runs from base 48 to 2831 and encodes 927 amino acids. Gene Ontology annotation, molecular function: carbohydrate binding. NCBI's taxonomy places the organism in Eukaryota, Metazoa, Ctenophora, Tentaculata, Lobata, Bolinopsidae. The record is from RefSeq and is a predicted model, not a curated record. The transcript has 10 exons.
AGCAGAGGGUGAUUAUUGUCACUGUUCAUCGCUUGACAAUUUAGCAUAUGAGGGCGGUAGUGCUGCUGAUAUCAUUGUUUUUUGGUGUAAGUGUAAGCGAGGAAAGGUACGAGUUGACAACUACACCAGCUACAGUGACGAGUACACAUGAUCGUUACAAACCUGGAGACUACCCUUUCGACAUUAGACUUGUCAUGAGUCCUGCAACGAAAGAUAUACAAGAUUUUUCUUUCAAAUUCUUUAAAUUGCAGUCGCCGUGGGGAGGAAAUUUUGAAGCACAAUUCGUUAUUAAAACGGAUGGAACAAACUGGAAGAAUAGUGGGUUCAACAGCAUUGCUAACAACCAUAAAAUAGCAUUUAAACCCGACGUGACUAUACCAUCUCCAGAUUCAGAUGGUUUGUAUACGGUCGACUUGUUCUUCUCAGAGGACGGCCUGAAAGUUCAGAUCAUGGGAGUCGAGGUUAUAGAAAUUGCCGACUCUAGCCUAGCAGCCGAGAUAAAGGGUUGGGAUGACAGUGUUAGUGAUGUAGGGAUAUCAUUCAAUCCCAUUCCCCAAACGCUCAUAGUUCAGUUGGUUCCAGAACUGUGGUGUCCGACCGGAACUCACAUUUUGGGGGAGGUGUGUAAACCCUGCCCUGUAGGCCAGUACUCCACAACAACCAACUCAGAGACCUGCACAGAUUGCAGUGAUGAAACAACUACUAUUUCCACUGGAUCUGACUCACAGACAGACUGUAUAGAGGUCUGCACGAUACCAACAGUGUCAGGAGCUACAGCAGUAAUACCAUCUAGUGGAACUGUAGUAGCAGCCUACUCCCGGGUCACUGUAACAUGUCAACCGGGGGUUCUGAGCGGGGGAGCGGACAUGUUCUACUUUUCCUGUCAUCAUCCAUCCUUUACUGUUUUCGGGAACCCUACUUGUUUAGGAACAUACACAAAAACUGUGAUAUGUGAAGGGAGAAGGGGAUCUAUAGCUUGUCCUACCGGACAAAUGAUCAGAGUACACAAAGUAACCUGGGGAGCUAGCACAGAGGGGGUUUGCAGUAAGACUUCCACAUCAGAACAAGUUUGCUCAGAGACACAAACUGCUCAAACAAAGAUACACUCUUUGUGCUCAGACAAAACGAGUUGUGAGAUAGAGGCUACUGUUAAAGAUCUUGGAGACCCUUGUGAUCUUGGAGUCCAGAAACAGUUGUAUGUCGAACACCAGUGUCUUACCUAUCCCCGAGCAGGGUAUUUUUGGCAAAGAAUUCCAACUAAGAAAAGUACACCUUACGGCAUCAAGGAUCAGCCACUACAGUUUCGAUUCACCCCACUCAAGGGGACCAACACGACAAGAAAGAUUAGGUUCAUUGAUGGGGAUAAUAAAGUGGGUAGAGUGGAAUGGAGUGAAGGUACCAGCAAACUCUCUGAGUGCAAGAAAAAAGAAAUUAAUGUUGAAAGUAAUUGGUACACAUUGGCUCACGAAUGGACACUGUCGGUUACCAAGGAUUUUCUUGUACUCGCUCGGGAAGGUAUCCCGCAAGUACGUUGGGAUUUUGAGGCGGAUGAUGAUAAUAAUGACGACGAUAUUUCGUGCAAAAAUACGUGGGCUUCAGACACAGAUUUGAGCAAAAUAAAGCUAAUUAUGAUGGGACCUGAAUUUAACAAGGAGUCUUGGUUUUACACUUCGUGGAGCCCUGCAGACUGGAAUGUGGUCCAAGAUAAGGUUACCUAUACUGUAACAUUAACUAAAACACCCCUGACCACUCACUACCUGCAAGUCCUGUCCUCGGACACCGGGGGGAAUAUCGAUGUCCUGCUGACUAACUCGGUGACUCAAACUACAGCCGAGUUCAAGGUCACCACAACCACCAUGACCUACUGGAUCUGGGGCUGCACUGAAGACAACCAGCCAUUGGUUGAUGGCAAGUGUGAGAGUGGUCUAUGGGAGUUUAUCAUACAGAAGUCAUAUCUGAAAAUGGCAUGUGACGGAGUUACGCUGUUGCACUUUGAGUUUUCUAAAGCCCCGGUUGAUGACUCAACCGUUUGUACAAACAUGUGGGAUGUUGAUUUUGCGAGCUUUAAGUUUCACGCCGAUACAGUUACUGAGAAGUAUCGCUUAGUGGAGAUCCCUGGAGAGGUGGACCAAGAGGAUCCAACUCAAUCAACAGAUGAUAUAGAAAACAUAAAUUGUUUCAACUGGAAGGAGGAUCCCCAGGGUCUCGAAUACAGAGGGUUCAGGAACACAACGGAAAGUGGGCUUGUCUGCCAGAAGUGGACCUUGCAGACACCAAAUUCACAUACUAGGACUCCACAAAAUCACCCCGACGCUGGGCUGGGAGAUCACAACUUCUGUAGGAACCCAGACCAUGAGAAAGGCGGGCCAUGGUGUUACAACUCACAAGGGAAAGAACCAAGAUGGAAAUAUUGUGGAAUAUCUAACUGUGCUGCGGUCAAUAUAGGAUCCCCAUUUCCAAUAAAGGAAAACAGUACAAGUACAUGGAACUGGGCUCAUGAUGGUAGAACUAAUAACGGGGUCCUUGAGUUGCUUGGUGACGGGGCUGUAAAGUGGAACAAUGGUGACAGACACGGUAGUUGGGGACUCAGAGACAAUGGCAUAAUCCUGGGUACCACCUUUAACGGUUUUUAUCAUGAGCUGAGGUACGAAGAUGGGAUAGCGACCCUGGUAAUACCAAAAAGAUCCCCUCCCAGCACUAUGACACUGAUAUCAGUUAUAACAGGUAUUGAUCUUUUCCACCCUGUAGUACUUUUGCCAGAUUACACUAUAACAUUAAAUAACAGGUAUUGUGAUUCACUCACAGCCACAAGGUUCGGUUUAGUAAUUUAAGUUUGACGGCUCAAUGGCUUAUGCGUCUGAGAUGUGUUUUACAAAAAGUACACAUGGAGAUGGUUAUUAUUACACAACGUUUGUUACAGAUCACACUCUCAUUCCUUCCAGGUCUCUAAACACACACUCUAAAUACCUAACAUUCUUUAUCAUAACCAACUCAUAUAUUUUGUAUCUUUAUAUAAUGCAUGGCUGUUCAGCUGUUGUCAAUGUUAUAUGAUUGCAAUGAUCAAAAUAACUGCAAUAUGAUGACAAUGAUUACAAUGAUUACAACGUUUUAUGUUUAUAAUACAGAUAUAAAUCAUUGUCACUCAUUAACUCAUUAACUCAGAUAUCGGUCCACAGGUAAUUACAGGGACAAUAUACCAACUUAUACCCGUAUGUGUGAUGUCAGAUGUGUGCAUAUCACACAUACGGGCUAUCCAUUUAUUAGGUUGAUGACUUGGUUCAUAUUAACUUACCGUUAUCUUCUGUAACUGUGACACAGAUCGCCUGAAUCAUCAAUUGCGGUGAUCACUUAAAUUUACACCGUUUCCCUGUUAGCAGGAAUUUACCAUCAACAACUGAACUAUACUUACACCAAACCCAAAUACAGGUCUAUAGGAAUGGUCACAUUUUUAAUAUUGAUAAUCAAUACCACACAAUUGAUUAUCGAGUAUACUAAAAUAUUAAUGGUAAUUGAUAAUGGACAGGGUUUAUUUAAUCGACGGGUAUUUAGUAAAAGGAGAAUUUAUAGCAAACUUUCUCGGACUUCUGGCUUUUAUAAUGUAUAAGUUCUAUUUAUAAUUGCUUUUUUCCCUUUCUUUUCUUUUGCAGCAUUUAAUGCAUUUAUUAAUUUAAUCGUGUUUUAUUUUUAUCGU